AUGCCAACUUAUGAUAAAUUUUUGAAAAAGAUAUUGUCCAAGGAGCGAAAGGUGGAAGAGACAUUGGUGGUCAAGCUCAAAGAGCGUUGUAGUGCCAUUUUACAAAAUAAGGUCCCUCAAAAGUGUAGAGAUCUAGGGAGUUUUACUAUACCUUGUUCUUUAGGAAGUACUAAGUUUAAGAAAUCUUUGUAUGAUUCAGGUGCUUCCAUUAAUCUUAUGACUUUGCCUAUUUUAAGGAAAUUGGAGGGAGAGAUUGGAGAAAUCAAGUUGAUAUCUGUGUCAUUGCAGCUGGCAUAUCAGACCACAAUCAUACCUGAAAGAAUAGUGGAAGAUGUGCUAGUUCGGGUGGACAAAUUUAUAUUCCAUAUGGACUUCAUUGUGGUGAACAUGGAGGAGAAUAGGGAGGUCCCUGUGAUUUUAGGAAGUCCCUUCUUGGCUACGGGCAGAGCAAUUCUGGAUAUUCAGGAAAGGCAUCUCAUGCUCAGAGUGGGGGAACAAAGGCUAAUCUUCAAGAUGGAAGGAGAAGGGGGGCCUAAAGGAGCAACUUGGAGAGAGUCAAGUGAAUAUGUGUGGGGUGUACCGAAAGAAGGCUGA
Nicotiana attenuata is the source of this 594-nucleotide messenger RNA. RefSeq lists its product as uncharacterized. The transcript has a single exon. Lineage: Eukaryota; Viridiplantae; Streptophyta; Magnoliopsida; Solanales; Solanaceae. Bases 1 to 594 code for a protein of 197 amino acids. The record is from RefSeq and is a predicted model, not a curated record.